GUACUAUGAAAAAAAUAUUACCGAUCAUAUGGCUCAUCAAUUUGGUUAGUGGAAGCCUAUCACUCGAGAAAAAAGCUCCCGAUUUACUUGGAAAAGUAUGUGCAUUUGGAGAUUUCAAUGCAGAUCGGAAUACUGAUAUUCUGGUUUUUGCGAAUGGAACAUUGACGAUUAAUUAUCAAGAAACUAAACUUCUUGAUGUGCUCGAAGCUUCCAAAUUCACACCAGGAACAUCGUUUGCCAUCAGUAAACCCAGCCUGAAUGCAGAUUUUGUUGAAUGUUCAGUUGGCGAUUUCAAUGGAGACUCUAGGCUUGAUGUUUUGGUAUCAAUUCGCGAUAAAGACACUGAAAUCUACAAUCACACUCUCUGGACAUCAGAAAUUGAAGACGAGAAGGAAAUAUUCCGUCCAUUCCACGUGGCAAUGCUUCAACAACAUGCAAUGGCCAUUGAUGUUUCUGAUGAUGGAUGGACUGAUGUUCUUGGAUUCUAUCCGAAUGGAUCAAUGUUCUGUACCGGAUUCAAUAAAGAAGGAAAAUACAAUCUACUGGUGAAUGGUUGCAAACAUGAAUUCGUCGCUUUUCCCGAAAAAUUAAAUAUUUAUCCAGGAAUGCCGCACUUGUUUGUUGACUUGAAUUCCGACCUGAUUGCUGAUAUUGUCUUCAUGACCAAAGAAAGCGAUGGAUCACUUUUCAUGAGUGUUUGGCAAAAGACAAAAAUCAGCUGGCAAUUUAGAGAUUGGGUUCCUAAAUUGACUCCAGCACAAUAUCCAUUCGUUGGUGCUCCAGUUGUUAUGGAUGUUGAUUCGGACGGUGAACUCGACAUUCUAGUACCAAUCUGCCGUGAAGAUGAGUGCUCACACAUUACUCAAAUGGCUUCUUGGUCGAAGACUAAACUUUGGGGAUUGGUGGCCUGUGAUAUGCAAGAUUAUACAGUUAUUAAAGAACCAUUUUCACGAGUUAUAUUCCGCGUUGGAGAAUUCUCGUUGGACAGUUUCCCUGAUAUGGUGGUUAUUGCGCAGGCAACCAGAGCCAACACUCGCCCUGUGAUCAAAGUAAUGGACAAUGCAGAAUGUACAAAAUGUGAAAAGAACGGAACACGACGAUUCGAAAUCCGAGCUCAAGAGAAUAUUCAACCAAAAAAUAUGUCUCUCGGAGUCAUCAAAAUGGGAACAUUUUUUGAUCUUCUUGAAGAUGGAUCAUUGGAUCUUCUUGUUGAGUAUGAAUACGGUGGUCAGACACGUUUUGGAUUCAUCUACUGCCCUGAUAAAGGAGAUACAACAUUCUUGAAAGUUCAAGUUUUCACAGGAGUUUGCAGUGAUCGAUGCAAUCCAAAAUCAAACGAGAUUGGAUCGAGUAUCAGUAUGACUGGUGCAUGUGCUUCUUUCUCAAUGACAGAUGGAUGGGGAGGUAGUACACAGAGUGUAGCAUGUCAAGUUCCGGCUUCAUCAAAUAGAGCACUUUAUCUCCCAUUUUUGUUGUAUGGUCUUGGAAGAAGUCCAAAUUUUGUGGAUGAGUUGAAUAUUGCCAUUCCGAAAUACGCAGAUCGUAAAGAAGAUUGGAAACACAGUCUUAAACAGAUUGUUCCAAAUUCUCGGAUUAUUGUUCUCCCACCAUCGGAUCAAUAUCCACACUGGACGAGUCGGCUCUACGUCACACCAUCAGCUCUUAUUGUUCAGAGUCUUGCCGUCAUUGCUCUCGUAUGCUGUAUGCUUCUAAUGGUUGUCGUAUUCUUACAUUAUCGAGAGAAAAAGGAAGAUCGAUACGAACGACAACAACAAUCUCAUCGAUUCCAUUUCGAUGCCAUGUAGAUUUUUUUGUGAAUUUUAAGAUCAUAUCUUCUUGAAGACGAGAUCGUUUUUUACGGGUUCCCAUCAUUUGUCUCUUUUUUUGCAUAUUUGACCUUUUGAAGCUUCAUCCUGUGUUUAGAUUUCCCAUUUCGAGCUGUGAUUGCACGUCGGAGUAUUUUUAGAGAUCAGCUUUAAAUCCGAGUUUUCCUUGUUUGAAAAUAGAAACAUUAUUUGAAAACAACUGUAAUAUUUAUUCCACGUGACCCCUUACCCUCCAUCACUCUCUUUAUAAACUGAACAGAGACUUUUUCGUUUUUUUGACGAACUAUUAAAAUAAAACUUUUUGAAUUUUUUCCUAA
This is a messenger RNA of Caenorhabditis elegans, 2143 nucleotides long. RefSeq names its product Protein linkin (gene lnkn-1). The transcript is spliced from 8 exons. Gene Ontology annotation, cellular component: apical plasma membrane; lateral plasma membrane. Lineage: Eukaryota; Metazoa; Nematoda; Chromadorea; Rhabditida; Rhabditidae. The record is from RefSeq and is marked reviewed. Bases 6 to 1805 code for a protein of 599 amino acids.